AUGAUGAUAAGGUACCAGCCGAAGAAAUCGGGAGCAGUUAACAUUAAGGAUUUUCGCCCUAUUAGCUUAGUUAGCGGGACAUACAAGAUUAUUACGAAGAUUCUGGCGAAUAGAUUGAAGGAGGUGCUGGGGAAAGUGGUGACUAAGUUCUUGGUCAACGGCACCCCAAAGGAUUAUUUUCGAAGCAGCAGAGGUUUGAGGCAAGGGGAUCCCUGGUCUCCAUUGCUGUUUGUGAUUGUUAUGGAGGCAUUCAGUAGGAUGCUUGAGAAAGUUGUGGAAGAAGAUAAUGAGCAAUUCAGGAACUUGCGUCGACUACUUCUAUGCUUUGAAGCGGUGUCGGGAUUGAAGAUUAAUUUAGGGAAAUCUGAGGCUAUUCCAGUGGAAGAGGUUGCUAACGUGGAUGAGUUGGCCGAUAUAUUGGGUUGCAGG
This is a messenger RNA of Olea europaea var. sylvestris, 429 nucleotides long. RefSeq lists its product as uncharacterized. Lineage: Eukaryota; Viridiplantae; Streptophyta; Magnoliopsida; Lamiales; Oleaceae. The record is from RefSeq and is a predicted model, not a curated record. The transcript is spliced from 3 exons. The annotation marks the transcript as partial.